Molecule: messenger RNA, 1263 nt
Organism: Pelobates fuscus (common spadefoot toad)
Lineage: Eukaryota; Metazoa; Chordata; Amphibia; Anura; Pelobatidae
Gene: APOBEC2
Product: apolipoprotein B mRNA editing enzyme catalytic subunit 2
Exons: 2
Coding region: 158-871 (237 amino acids)
Biological process (GO): cytidine to uridine editing
Cellular component (GO): nucleus; cytoplasm
Molecular function (GO): RNA binding; zinc ion binding; cytidine deaminase activity
Source: RefSeq, a predicted model, not a curated record
AAAAGAGGAAUCAACACCGGGUCAUCUUUUAGCCAACCCCCUGUCUCUAACACUCUCCAAAAAUCUUCCUCCUGUUUGCUCUCUCUCUGUAGUUUUCUUAAUUCUUCCUUUCUCUUGUUUCUUUUUGUUUUCCUCUAUAUUCUUAUAUACCAGCAUAAUGGCAAAUAGGCAAAAUAAAAGUAAGCCAACUCAGGUCCCCGAGGAUGUGCCUGAAAACUCAGAACAAGCAGAAAAACCAGAGGAGGAGGAAGGGGAAGAGAAGAAGAAAAAGCAGGAGGACUUACCUCCCUUUGAGAUAGUUGAGGGGAGUCGCAUACCUGCCUCUUCCUUCAUGUUCCAGUUUAAGAAUGUGGAGUACAGUUCAGGACGCAACAAGACUUUGUUAUGCUACACUAUUGAACGUGGCGAGGGGCAGGCUUUUAGUGGAUAUCUUGAAGAUGAGCAUGCUUCUUCGCACGUUGAAGAGGCCUUCUUUACUACUGUCCUGCCGCAGUUUCUUACAGCUGGCCCAGUCAUUGUCACUUGUUAUAUUUCCUCAAGUCCAUGUGUGCCCUGUGCAGCCUGCAUUGCUCAAACCCUUCGUAAAAACAAGACUCUGCAGCUACGAUUAGUCUUUGCUCGUAUUUUCCAGUGGGAGGAAUCAGAAAUCCGAGGAGCUUUGAAAGGUCUUCGUUCAGCAGGUUGCGCUAUCAAAAUGAUGAGAGGGGCAGAUUAUUUGCAUGUGUGGAAACUUUUCGUUGAGCCUGACAUCAACCUAGACGAAGAAGGAAAACCUGAAGAAAAGGAUGAACAAGGAGAAUUUAUUCCAUGGGAGGAUUUAGAGGAAAACUCAAGGUAUUAUGAGGAGAAGCUGGCAGAGAUUCUGAGAUGAGAAAGACAUGCACUGUUGGAUGGAAGACCAGGAUAAGAAUUGGGAUUGUCAUGUUACUUUUAGAACAACUUCAUUAUGGGUGCUGCUUAAUCCACUGUAUGCCGCUUGCUUUAUGCAUUAUGUCCUUCUGUGGGUUGAUUUAUCAAAAGAUAAGUUUUUCUGCAUAAUUAAGUUUAUAUUUUAAGAUUUAACAUAAAAUACAGAGUAUAAAAAAGAUGUCAAAUUUAGCUUCCAAUGAGAAAUAAGGAAAGACACACGUUCAUUUUAGCAGCAUUAACUACUUCCUGGUGACGAGCAAGAUGCAUCCAUAUUCCCAUGAUCUAUUUUGUAACAUUACACAGAUUUUGGAGCACCUUUAUAUUGUCUACUAAUAAAUGACAAAGCAAAACAUA